Odocoileus virginianus texanus is the source of this 3239-nucleotide messenger RNA. RefSeq names its product semaphorin 4A (gene SEMA4A). Gene Ontology annotation, cellular component: plasma membrane. Gene Ontology annotation, biological process: positive regulation of cell migration; negative regulation of axon extension involved in axon guidance; neural crest cell migration. NCBI's taxonomy places the organism in Eukaryota, Metazoa, Chordata, Mammalia, Artiodactyla, Cervidae. The record is from RefSeq and is a predicted model, not a curated record. Gene Ontology annotation, molecular function: chemorepellent activity; semaphorin receptor binding.
UCGAGAGGUGGAAAUUCUGGUUUCCCUUGCCCAGAGCUCCCAGUGUGGGCUUUGCCACUAUGGGUACCUGGAGGGCCGCACUCCUGGCCCCGCCAGGCUGAGCCUCCCGUCCCCCAGCUCUGGGGCCUGGGAUCCCUCCCUUCUUCUUUCUCUUGGAUGGCACCCGCCGCCCAAGAGUCUGGAUACCUGGGUUCUAUGCCGUGACUGGCUCAACGAGACCCAGUGACAGCCCCUGGCUGAGCAUGGCCCUUCCAGCCCUGGGCCUGGACUCCUGGAGCCUCCUGGGCCUUCUGCUCUUCCAGCUGCUCCUGCUGCUCCUGCCACCGCCGACAACCGCGGGGGGUGAAGGGCAGGGACCCACACCCAGGGUCAAGUACUAUGCAGGGGAUGGACGCAGAGCUCUUAGCUUCUUCCACCAAAAGGGCCUCCAGGACUUUGACACUCUGCUUCUGAGUGAUGAUGGAGGCACUCUCUAUGUGGGGACUCGAGAGGCCAUUCUGGCCUUGAAUAUCGAGGAUCCUGGGGUGCCAAGGCUGAAGAACAUGAUACCCUGGCCGGCCAGUGACAGAAAAAAGAGUGAAUGUGCCUUUAAGAGGAAGAGCAAUGAGUCACAGUGUUUCAACUUUAUUCGUGUCCUGGUAUCCUUCAACGCCACCCACCUCUACGCCUGCGGCACGUUCGCCUUCAGCCCUGCUUGCACCUUCAUUGAACUCCAAGAUUCCAAACUGUUGCCCAUCUCGGAGGACAGGGUUGUGGAGGGGAAAGGCCAAAGCCCCUUCGACCCCACCCAUAAGCACACAGCUGUCAUGGCAGAUGGGAUGCUCUAUUCCGGCACCAUGAACAACUUCCUGGGCAGUGAGCCCAUCUUGCUGCGCACUCUGGGACCCCAGCCUGUCCUCAAGACGGACAGCUUCCUCUGCUGGCUGCAAUCGGACGCCUCCUUCGUGGCAGCCAUCCCUUCCACCCAGGUCGUCUACUUCUUCUUCGAGGAGACAGCCAGCGAGUUUGAGUUCUUCGAGAAGCUUCACAUUUCCCGAGUGGCCAGAGUCUGCAAGAAUGAUGUGGGUGGCGAGAAGUUGCUGCAGAAGAAGUGGACCACCUUUCUAAAGGCCCAGCUGCUUUGCACCCAGCCGGAACAACUUCCCUUCAACAUUAUCCGUCACGCUGUCCUGCUGGCAGACAAUUCCUCCGCCGAUCCCCGUGUCUACGCAGUCUUUACCUCUCAGUGGCAGGUUGGUGGGACCAGGACCUCCGCUGUCUGUGCAUUCUCACUCAAAGACAUCGAGAAAGUCUUUGAGGGGAAGUACAAGGAAUUGGACAAAGAGACUUCACGCUGGACUACUUAUGAAUAUCCUGAUAUCAGUCCACGGCCAGGCAGUUGCUCCAAGGGCCCCUCCUCUGAUAAAGCCUUGACCUUCAUGAAGGACCAUUUCCUGAUGGAUGAGCCAGUGGUGGGGACACCCCUGCUGGUGAAGUCUGGUGUAGAGUACACUUGGCUUGCGGUGGAGACAGCCCAGGGCAUCGACGGGCAGAGCCAUCUGGUCAUGUACCUGGGCACCAGCACAGGCUCCCUCCAUAAGGCUGUGGUGAGUGGGAACCGCAGUGCUUAUCUGGUGGAGGAGAUUCAGCUGUUCCCUGACCCUGAACCUGUUCGCAACCUGCAGCUGGCCCCUACCCAGGGAGCAGUGUUUGCAGGCUUCUCAGGAGGCAUCUGGAAGGUUCCUCGAGCCAACUGUAGUGUCUACGAGAGCUGUAUGGACUGUGUCCUUGCCCGGGACCCUCACUGUGCCUGGGACCCUGAGUCUCAAACCUGCCGCCUCCUGCCCACCCCUAUCCUGAAGCACUGGAAGCAGGACAUGAAGCAAGGGAACCCAGAGUGGGCCUGUGCCGGCGGCCCCAUGGGCAGGAGUCUGGGACGCUGGAGCCGCCCCCAGAUCAUUAAAGAAGUCCUGGCUGUCCCCAACUCCUUCCUGGAGCUCCCCUGUCCCCAGAGCUCGGCUCUGGCCUCUUACCACUGGAGUCGCGGGCUAGAAGCCAUCCCAGAGGCCUCUUCCACAGUCUACGACGGCUCCCUCUUGCUGCUUCUGCGAGAUGGGGCGGGGGGCCUCUAUCAGUGCUGGGCCACCGAGAAUGACUUCUCCUACCCUGUGGUCUCCUACUGGGUGCACAGUCAGGACCAGCCCCUGGCCCUGGAUCCCAAACUGGCGGGCAUUCCCCGGGAGCGCAUGGAGGCCCCGCUGACCAGGGUUGGCGGUGGGGCCGCCCUGGCUGCCCCGAAGUCCUACUGGCCCCACUUCCUCACCGUCACUGUGCUCCUCGCCCUGGUGCUUUCAGGAGCCCUCAUCACCUUCCUUGUAUCCCCGUUGGGGGCACUCCGAGCCCGGGGCAAAGUCCAAGGCUGUGGGACCCUGCCCCCCCAGGAGAAAGCCCCACUGAGCAGCGAGCGAUGCCUUCAAGCCCCCAAGGAAAGCAGGACCUCUGUCAGUGAUAUGGAUGCCGACAACAACCUCCAGGGCACAGAGGUGGCUUAAACUCUGGGUACAGGCUGGGGCUGUUGGAUAGGGCAGGGCGCCCGGCCAUUGGCUGGGGGAGCCAGGAGCUGCUCCUUCCUGACUAGGGUGGGAGUAGCACCAAAGACCACUUUCCCCCCACCAGAGGACCUUCUCUGCCAUUCUGUGCCACUGAUAGCACUCAGUGAGGCUGGGCACAGCGGCCUGGCUCCCCUGUGGAACUUGCUUCUACCAAGCAUGUGGCCUCUCUAAGGAGGGGCUGCCCCAGACCUUGUCUAGGCUGUGAAAGGAGGACCCAGAGAGGAUCCUUCAGUUCUGGGCAUCCUGGGACCGUCUAGAAACAUACUGCUGCAGGAGACCCUAAAACAACAAGCACUUGAGCACACCACACCUGGAGACUCCACUCUGAAAGCAGCUGCCACCUUGGACACCAACACUCCCCUCUCCCAGGGCUCUCCAGGACUCUGCAGGCAGCCGCUCCCUCCAGCUCCCCUUAUCAACUCCGCUGGGAGGUCUUUCCUGAAGUCUCACCUCCUUCCAUCUUGCUUCAGUUGGGGCACGUUUAAUCCCUUCUGGCCUGGCUCGAGCGGGAGGGGUAAUCUGAGCCUUGUUCACUCCUUCUCCCUGGCUCACCCCUGGACCUCUCUUCUCUCCCCCUCCUCUGUUUUGGAAUUCAAAACCUGCUUGUCACAGACAGUUUAUUUUUUAUUAAAAAGACAAAGCUUGUGA